AUGAGAGACAUUUCUCGAUUUGCUGAGAAUGAGUUGGAUAGAGCGCGGAAAAUGAUGCAAGAUCCGAAUAUGCCGAAUCAUCACCCGGAUAUGAUGGUCGAACAUCGUCACAUUGAUGGAGAACUUGUCGACGACUCUAAGGUCAGCCAUGAACCGCACCACCUCGUUGGCGAGGUGCACCAUGCCGAACAGGAGGUAGAUAACUGGGUUCUCGAUGAACGUAUGAAAAGAAUGAUCAUGGAUCUCCAACGACACUGGCUCACAGACUAUCAGCAGUCACGCGAAAAACUUCUAGUUGAAAUGACUGAAAAGCUUCAUCAAGAGUUCCUAUCAGACCAACAAAAAAUCCGUACCGAAUUGCUCACUCAGUUUAAGGACGAGCUGGAUACCACCAGGGCGGAGUUGGAGGACAAGUAUAGGGAAUCAUUAAAAAUUGAGAUUGCAAAAUUGGCGGACAAGCACAAAAGGGAACUCACAGCGGCAAAAAAGAAGCAAUGGUGUUGGCAGUGUGAAAGCGAGGCGAUUUACCACUGCUGUUGGAAUACCGCGUACUGCAGCGUGGAAUGCCAGCAAGGACACUGGGCGACGCACAAGAAAUUCUGUCGCCGUAAGAAGGGCCAGCAACAGGGGCAAAGCUCACAGAAUUCAGGGCAAAGUAAUCAGCAGUAA
This is a messenger RNA of Necator americanus (New World hookworm), 669 nucleotides long. RefSeq lists its product as uncharacterized. The record is from RefSeq and is a predicted model, not a curated record. Bases 1 to 669 code for a protein of 222 amino acids. Gene Ontology annotation, molecular function: transcription corepressor activity. Gene Ontology annotation, cellular component: nucleus. Lineage: Eukaryota; Metazoa; Nematoda; Chromadorea; Rhabditida; Ancylostomatidae. Gene Ontology annotation, biological process: regulation of transcription elongation by RNA polymerase II; regulation of signal transduction. The transcript is spliced from 6 exons.